This is a messenger RNA of Phaeodactylum tricornutum CCAP 1055/1, 1750 nucleotides long. RefSeq lists its product with no specific name. Gene Ontology annotation, molecular function: serine-type endopeptidase activity. Gene Ontology annotation, biological process: proteolysis. NCBI's taxonomy places the organism in Eukaryota, Bacillariophyta, Bacillariophyceae, Surirellales, Neidiaceae. The transcript has a single exon. The coding region runs from base 71 to 1750 and encodes 559 amino acids. The record is from RefSeq and is a predicted model, not a curated record.
GUUUUACCUGGACAAAUUGCUUUUUUUCGCUCUAGUUUCGGCAAAAGAUGUACCUGCAAAAACGCAUGAAAUGCUUCGCACAAACGACGACUUCGAACGACACGUUGGGAUUCCAAGCGACCUUCAGCAGGAUCAACGCGACUUGGGAGAAUCACUCACUGCUCCCAGGAGAAACGAAAAAAUGACGUCGUAUUGGAAACCAACGAAGCGUCUCAUCGUCACUUACAGGAAUGAAAAAGGGAAGCACGAUGCAAUUUAUGCUUCCAACGCGGUCUACAAUGAGCUCGACAACGAGAAUGCUGUUGCAAUCGAGGCGGAUGAUCAUGCCGCUAUGUAUCUGAAGCUAGACCAAAACAUCGAGCAAGUAGAAGAAGACAGUAUUUGGGAAGCGCAAGGAUAUCUAGAGGAAUACGUAGAUCGAGGAGACCGUCGUCUGCAAGAGCUUAUCCCAUACGGGAUAAGCAUGAUUCAGGCAAACCAAUUGUCAAUUGGAAGUAGCCCGGUGACAGUUUGCAUCGUUGAUACAGGCGUUGAUAUUACUCACCCUGAUCUUGACGCUGAUAACGCGGACGGGGCGAACAGAUUCUCCCAGGUCGAUGGCAGUGUCAUGAACUGGUACGACGAUAGCCGUGGACACGGAUCGCACGCUGCCGGCAUAGUUGCUGCUCGCAUCGAAAACAAUCUCGGUAUUCGUGGAGUAGGAGAAAUUCCCCUGUUUGUUACCAGAGGGCUUAACGAUGAUGGUAGAGCGUAUGAGUCCGACAUAAUUCAAGCAAUUGAGCAAUGCAAGUUGGCUGGUGCAAAAGUUGUAAGUCUCAGUCUAGGUGGCCUUGCCGCCACAAGCCGAACGAGAUCUUUGUAUUCUCGCUUGGACGAGCAGGGUAUUCUUGUGUUUGCAGCGGCGGGUAAUGAGGGAUCACCUCUGUCCAUUUUCCCAGCUGCAUUGCCUGAAGUGGUCUCUGUGGCUGCCGUCCAAGAAGACCGUAGCUACUGGAACAGCUCAAACUAUGGUCCUUACAUUGAACUUUCUGCACCGGGACGCAGAGUCUUGUCAACAGUCCCCCCUGAUCGUUACGCUACAUAUUCAGGAACAUCCAUGGCUACGCCAUUUGCUGCGGGAGCAGCAGCAUUGGUGUGGAGCCACUUUCCAAGCUGCUCGCACAAACAAAUCCGCUUUGCCAUGGCGUACACUGCGGACAAGAAGGAUUCGACUCAAGGCUGUAGCGAGCGCUACGGCCAUGGAAUCGUUCAAGUGAAGGCCGCGUACGAUUUUUUGUUAGUACACUCGUGUACUGCAUUUGAAUGGGGAUUUUCGAGUGGGAAUGGAACAUGUACGACCGUUGAUGAGUCUUUUCGUGCAUUCGAAACAAAUGUAUUCCUCCCAAUCGCAGCCCAGACCACGCCACAAACUUUGAGGCCUACUAGCAAUCCCACUCACCUUCCCACCGCUCGGCCCACGUCUGCUUCCAUCAAUAGCUCACCACCCACUAGGCUGAGAACCUCCAAUCCUAAUCACAAACCCACUGGUGCUCCAAUCUCUCAAGUAGUGGCUUUUCCUGUCAGCGAGCCAAAUCCACAGGCUUUGCCGGCUACGACGUCUAGGCCUACAAGCAACCCCAAUACAACGCGCACACCGCUGGUUGAUUCUUCGUCGGCAGUUUCGCCUCCUCGACGACCAAAUUUUUCAAUAUGGGCAAAACCAUUACAUUGGAAAAGAUUGAUUCAGAAUAGUAUAGCGAGUGAGCCCUAG